Neoarius graeffei (lesser salmon catfish) is the source of this 1250-nucleotide messenger RNA. Its product is annotated as P2Y purinoceptor 1-like. Gene Ontology annotation, cellular component: plasma membrane. The record is from RefSeq and is a predicted model, not a curated record. Gene Ontology annotation, molecular function: G protein-coupled receptor activity. Lineage: Eukaryota; Metazoa; Chordata; Actinopteri; Siluriformes; Ariidae. The transcript has a single exon. Gene Ontology annotation, biological process: G protein-coupled receptor signaling pathway. The coding region runs from base 48 to 1058 and encodes 336 amino acids.
UAUCACCACAUGAAUGAACAGGUUUAAGUUUUUCUUGUCGGUCGAAAAUGAGCAACGAUAAGACCUGCACUGUAGAAGAAGCCCAGGACAUCAGCCUAACGGUCUUCAUCUGUCUAGUCUACACAACAGGAUUCCUUCUUAAUGUCUUCAGCCUCUGGGUCUUCAUCUUCCGGAUGACCAAAUGGAACGCUGGCACGGUUUUGCAGUUCAACUUGGCAAUAAGUGAUGCACUUGCCUUUCCUGCUGCCCCGCUGCUGGCAGCCUACUUUGUCAAUGAGAGCAAAUGGGAGUUUGGCUCCUUUUUGUGUAACUUGAAAAUAGCCUUAAUCAGUAUUCACAUCUAUGGCAGCAUUCUGUUCCUAACCCUCAUCAGCAUUCAUCGCUAUGUGGUUGUAGUUCACUUCAAACGAUCAUUGCGGAUGAAACGGAAAGCCUUUGUGAAGAAGCUGUGUUUUGGAGUGUGGUGUUUUUUGCUUGUUUGUGCCAUAAUAUUUGGCAUUCUGCUGUCUGAUACCAAGGUAGAUGAGUGCAAACAAUGUUUUUCAAUACAUCAAACCAGACUUGUCAGUAAGUACUUCAUUAUCAACUUUGUACUCGUUGUUUUUGGCUUUCUUGUGCCUUUCACUGUGGCUGUGGUUUGCUACAGCUGUCUGACUCGAACAGUAACCCAGGUAAACAGCAAAUCACUGCACAGUCAGUCAGUCAAGACAAAGUCACUAAGGACGAUAGGAAUAUGUCUGGUCAUCUUUGGAUUCAGCUUCUUCCCUCUCAAUGUCACCCGGACUGUCGCAGUUGUUCUGAAAAAGUACUGCUCUGAAUGCAGUCAACUUUUUACACAAGUGGAAACGGCGUACUAUUCAUCUUAUGUCCUGGCAGGAGUCAACUGUUGCUUGGAUCCCAUUAUCUAUUUCUUUGGCUCACACAGUUUUAAUAAAUCAUUCAGACGAUCUGUGACAAUAAAAAGAAGUCAACAGGAAAGAGAUGACAAGACUGAAACAGACACAAGUAACAGUGCAAAUAGAAAUGCUAUCUGUCCAGUAUCUUCAGAAAUGGUGUGAUAGCAUUUCAGAUGUACAAAACAUCUCGUUCUUAUUUCCUUUGGUGUUUUAAUUUAUGUUUGGUUGUGAUCUCUUUCUGUAAUUUUGUUCCAUCAUAUUUUCCGUGAAACGUUUUCUGUGGGGUGUAAUGCUAAAAUAUACUUCUGCAUCUUUGGUACACUGUGAAAUAUUUUCUUCACUGGUUUCCUUUGU